Messenger RNA from Hirundo rustica (Barn swallow), 5221 nucleotides. RefSeq names its product SRY-box transcription factor 6 (gene SOX6). Gene Ontology annotation, cellular component: nucleus. NCBI's taxonomy places the organism in Eukaryota, Metazoa, Chordata, Aves, Passeriformes, Hirundinidae. The transcript is spliced from 15 exons. Gene Ontology annotation, molecular function: RNA polymerase II cis-regulatory region sequence-specific DNA binding; DNA-binding transcription factor activity, RNA polymerase II-specific. Gene Ontology annotation, biological process: positive regulation of chondrocyte differentiation; regulation of transcription by RNA polymerase II; cell fate commitment. The record is from RefSeq and is a predicted model, not a curated record. The coding region runs from base 319 to 2691 and encodes 790 amino acids.
UUAAGUGUUUGUAAGCUUUUAGUCUUUUAAAAGAAUCUAUUCUUAAUUUUUCUCUCUAGCUUGCUUUUUAGUUCUUGUUUAUGUGCUAGCCUAUGUUUUGUUAUUUUUGUAUUACAAUGAGCCGAAGAGUGUAGGCAGUUGAGUUCAAAAUGGGAGCCCUGCAAAGGGUUAACCAGCAGAGAAUUACAAAUGAACUAUCAGGAAAGUUGAUUAUUAAUCCAGCAAGAGAGAAAAUAUCCUUCCAGUUAGCAAGAAUUAGUACCUGAAGAGCUGAUAAUAUUGUUCGGGCUGUCGGUGUGGAAUGGCAAAACCAGAAGAAUGUCUUCCAAGCAGGCUACCUCUCCAUUUGCAUGUGCAGCUGAUGGAGAGGAAACAAUGACCCAGGACUUAGCAUCACGAGACAAGGAAGAGGGCAACAGUGAUCAGCAUGCGGCCUCUCAUCUGCCUCUACACAACGUAAUGCACAACAAACCUCACUCUGAGGAGCUACCGACUCUGGUCACCACCAUCCAACAGGAUCCCGAGUGGGAUGGAGUCAUCUCAGCCCAGCACAGGAUGGAGUCAGAGAGUAAUAAGUUAUGUUCCCUGUAUUCCUUCCGAAAUACCUCUACCUCACCAAACAAGCCCGACGAAGGAGGCCGUGACCGCAGCGAGCUAAUGACCAGUGUUAAUUUUGGAACGCCGGAGCGCCGCAAGGGAAGCCUAGCAGAUGUGGUGGACACACUGAAGCAGAAGAAACUAGAAGAAAUGACUAGAACUGAGCAAGAAGAUUCAUCAUGUGUGGAAAAGCUACUUUCUAAAGACUGGAAAGAGAAGAUGGAAAAAUUGAACACAAGUGAUCUCCUUGGAGACAUUAAAGGUACACCAGAAAGCCUGGCAGAAAAAGAGCGACAGCUCUCUACUAUGAUCACCCAGCUGAUCAGCUUACGGGAGCAGCUCCUGGCUGCCCAUGAUGAGCAGAAAAAGCUGGCAGCCUCACAAAUUGAAAAGCAACGGCAGCAAAUGGACCUUGCUCGCCAACAGCAAGAACAGAUUGCAAGACAACAGCAGCAACUUCUGCAGCAGCAGCACAAAAUCAAUCUACUGCAGCAGCAAAUUCAGCAGGUUCAGGGUCACAUGCCUCCGCUCAUGAUCCCAAUUUUUCCACACGACCAGCGGACACUGGCAGCGGCUGCUGCAGCCCAGCAGGGAUUCCUCUUCCCCCCAGGAAUAACUUACAAGCCAGGUGAUAACUACCCUGUGCAGUUCAUUCCAUCAACAAUGGCAGCUGCUGCUGCUUCUGGACUCAGCCCUUUACAGCUCCAGCAACUGUAUGCAGCUCAGCUGGCAAGCAUGCAAGUUUCUCCUGGAGCCAAAAUGCCAUCUACUCCACAGCCUCCAAAUACAACAGGGGCACUUUCACCCACUGGGAUGAAAAAUGAGAAGAGAGGGACCAGCCCGGUAACUCAAGUUAAGGAUGAAGCAGCUCAGCCACUGAAUCUCUCAGCCCGACCCAAAACAGCUGAACCUGUCAAAUCCCCAACAUCUCCAACACAGAAUCUCUUCCCAGCCAGCAAAAGCAGUCCAGUGACAGUGACAAACAAGAGUGGCAUCCCCAGCCCGCUCAGUGGAUCUCUGGGAAGAGGAUCCUCUUUAGAUAUCCUUUCCAGUCUUAAUUCACCUGCCCUAUUUGGGGACCAGGAUACAGUAAUGAAAGCCAUUCAGGAGGCUCGAAAAAUGAGAGAGCAAAUCCAAAGGGAACAGCAGCAGCAACAGCAGCCUCAUGGUGUUGAUGGAAAAUUGCCUUCCAUGAAUAACAUGGGUCUAAACAACUGCAGGAACGAAAAGGAAAGAACAAGGUUUGAAAAUUUAGGCCCGCAGUUAACAGGGAAGCCCAAUGAAGACGGAAAAAUUGGCCCUGGUGUCAUUGAUCUUACAAGGCCAGAAGAUGCAGAAGGGAGUAAAGCAGUGAAUGGCUCUGCCGCUAAACUACAGCAGUAUUAUUGUUGGCCAACAGGAGGGGCCACGGUGGCUGAAGCCCGGGUCUACCGGGACUCGCGGGGCCGUGCCAGCAGCGAGCCCCACAUCAAGCGGCCGAUGAACGCCUUCAUGGUCUGGGCCAAGGACGAGCGCCGGAAAAUCCUCCAGGCCUUCCCCGACAUGCACAACUCCAACAUCAGCAAAAUCCUAGGAUCUCGCUGGAAGUCCAUGUCAAAUCAAGAGAAACAACCUUACUACGAAGAGCAGGCACGACUAAGUAAAAUCCACCUAGAAAAGUACCCUAAUUACAAAUACAAGCCUCGACCAAAACGUACCUGCAUUGUGGAUGGGAAGAAACUGCGCAUUGGUGAAUACAAGCAGCUGAUGAGGUCUCGAAGACAAGAGAUGAGGCAGUUUUUUACUGUAGGACAACAGCCUCAGAUUCCGAUCACCACGGGAACAGGAGUUGUCUACCCUGGUGCUAUUACCAUGGCGACCACCACACCGUCCCCUCAGAUGACAUCAGAUUGCUCCAGCACCUCUGCCAGCCCUGAGCCCAGCAUCCCUGUCAUCCAGAGCACUUAUGGUAUGAAGACGGACAGCGGAAGCCUUCCUGGAAACGAAAUGAUAAAUGGAGAGGAUGAAAUAGAAAUGUACGAGGACUAUGAGGAUGAUCCCAAAUCAGACUAUAGUAGUGAAAACGAAGCCCAUGAGGCAGUCAGUGCCAACUGAGGAGUGUUCACAGAAUUAAAGUACUCAGACUCAUUUGGGUUUUUUGGGGGUUUUUUUGAACAAAAGUUCUUAAAGAGCCUGCAUGCAUGUGUGGCUCCUACAGUUACAUCAGCAGAAUGGUCUUAAAUGUUUGUUAUCGUGUGAGACAGAUUGUUUCCCUAAUUUUUCAUGAACUUUUUUUUUUUUUUUUUUUUUUGUUUUGUUUUUGUUUUGUUUUGUUUUUUUAAAUUUAGAUGAAGACAUAAAUAUCAGACAUCAGGACUUGAAAACUUAUAUGAAUCAAUAGCUGUCUUACAAGUCUUACCUUUUGUCUUUUUCCAUUUGGAUGCUGAUAAAGGUUUAAGUUACUGUUUUAGAUGGGGGUUAUACAUUCUCACUCAGGUAUGCUGUGCCAGCCUACAGGUUGUGAAUGUGUUUUUAUUCUGAAUUGUUUUAGAAAACAAAAACUGCAGAUUUCAUAUUGUGAAACAGAACAAGUCCACAAGUGUGCACAGCUGUGCAUCAUAGCUUGUCUUUAAAAAAUAGUCUCUUAAUUCCAUUUUUUUUCCAUAUGUAUAGCUGAACUUCUGAUGUGCCAAACUUUUCAUAAUUUUUGAAUCUUAACAUUUAAACAAAAAGUCUUAAAGGAGACACUGCAAAGUCUUAGACAAUCCUCUGGCAUCUUAAAAAAAAAAAAAAAAAUAUAUAUAUAUAUAUAUAUAACCUAAUUUUUUUCCAGAAUAUGGUAAAGUACUCAGGAAUCUGGAGACAGGAUAUUCUUAAUUAGUGAACAUGGUUGCCAUAGUGCAUGUGCCCAAUUGCUUUUGCCUCUUGAUGUGCCAUUAGUGUGAAAUUUUAAGUAAGCACAAAAGAGCGAUCACCAGCUAUGGACAGGCCUGUCUUAGCAGUGUGAGGCCACCUCUGAUUACAUUCUCUACCCCUUUGCUUUUAACCCUUGCAUUCAGUCUUAACACGUUUUCUCUUAAAUAAUUUAUUCAUUCCAGAAUGUCAAGGGUCCAAAUACUUAAUAUUUAUUUUUAAAAGUACAGUUGGUGGCAUUACACUUACAAUUCCUUAUUGAUAUUUUAAAGAGCCUCUUCUUUCCCCUUCCCUAAAUCACACAGGUAUAUGAAAAUAAAAGUGCACCUGCUACUAAAAUGAACAUGACCUUUAUGAAUGAGAAAUUCACUUGUUCCUCUAACACUGUAUGUUCAAGGAGCACUUGGAAACACUCUGCUAUAUGUAUUGCAAAAUAAAGUGAGUACUUUUAUAUGUACAUAGAGUACAAAUACCCCUAAAAAUGUGUUUAUAGUUAUAAACCUCCACGCUUAGACGAGCAAGGGCAGAUGUAAAAUCCAAACUGCAUUUACAGUCCACCAUGCUGAACUUUUAGGGCCUGAGGAAUCUGUGGCAAAUCAUGGCUCUGUACAUCAUGUUCCUAUUGCCACCUGAAGGAACUGUGCUACCUUAAGUAUUUAUGCAGUGAUUUAUUUGUGAGACUCCAAGUGGGGGAGGGAAGGCCACUUAAAUAUCUAAUUGCAAAGGUGGGAAAAUGGAUCAGCAAAUAUAUUUAUUGUUUAUUUGUCGUGUGGGAAUGUGACUCGUCAAGCGCUUUGGGAUCUUUGGACGUAAGGUGCUGUAGAAACUAAAAUUUGUUUGUAUUGUUUCUAGAAACAAUGCAAUUACUGGAGAAAAUUCAGGGAAAUAUGCGAGAGAGGUAUUCAAAGAUUGUUAAUCUAUUAGAUUUCAAGGACAGAGGAGAAACUUGCUUUAGUUUUUCCCUUCAUAUCCACUCCUGCUCACAAAUAGAUCACUGUAUAUAUAUAUAUGCAGUUCCAAUAGGCCUGAUGAAUAACUGCUGAAGCUCCUCAACUCCCUCAACUUUUAUUUGGAAUUGACUGUGUUCAGCACACGGGUGAUAAAUUCAGGCUUUGGCAGAGGUACCACCGGGCCUAGAGCAGCUCCUCUGGAAGUCUGGGAGCGUCUUCUCACAGAGCUGUGCAGGUUUUUUCUUCGGACAACAAAAGGAGCCUGUGUUAGUGUGGCUGUCCUCAUGCACCCUGCUCUGCAGACACUCCUGUGAGCUGCAGUGGCACGAUGCUCUGUGGAGGACCAGUCGCCCUCCUCACAGCCCCACUGGUGCCUGCUCUGUCAGAAACAGCCAUUUUUGCCACUGUAGGACUGUGUUUCUAUGUCAGAGAACGACCGCCCCAAGACAAGAUUGUUCAAUUUACAGGACAACUUAUAAAGAUAAUGGCAUAGAAACACAAUGGUCAAAUUUCUCUGACCAUUUUGUAAUUUGGAGCAAAAAAAGCUAUAUUUUAAAUAUUUAUUUAAUUAUGUUCUGAGUCCAUGUCUAAUAAGCAAUAAACUGAUCCAGCCAAGUCUUUAAAGGCAUAUGCUGUGUCAUUAGCUGGUGAGCGUCCUCUUUAAGCUGGCUAAGGUACUGAUAGAAAGUGGUUUUGUGUUCUUAAAAUAGCUUGGGAAUUUGAACUGGUUUUAAUACAUUCAGCUCAGAUUGAGGGGAGGACAUCAUUGUUUCCUAAAAAAA